AUGUGGCUGCGUGUACUGUUGAUAUUCUGCGGUCUCGAUGUGCUUUUCGGCAUCGAAGAGUUGCUUCAGCGACAGAAAAUGCACUGUUUCAGCUGCGCCUCGUUCGUCUAUCUACCGCUAUGGCAACAAUUGAUGCAUCAUUAUUAUCCACCGAAGAAUUUCACCGAUCGCUGCUGGCAACCGGACGCCGGAAUCGGAGUGGUACCGUGCACGUCAGCGUGCUUCACACUCGUCGAGCAAGUCGAUUCCAAGGAUUAUAUGCCCGAACAACCCGGAGUUAUGCGUGGAUGUGUCGAUCGACUUCUGCUUUUCGGCCUCGAUGACGAUGUUCGCAAUGUGCUUUCUGGUUAUGAUACGCAGCGAGUGUGUCGAAGGACUGAUCGCAAAUUGCUCAGAUUAUAUCCGUUGACUACUCAGACCGAUCUGGUGAACCUGUGCACGUGCGUCGGCGAUUUCUGCAACGAACACGACAUGCUCCGCGAGCUGAACUCUCAAUUCUCGCCCAGUUUUCUCUUAUUGUUCCCUAUCACCAUUUUUCUCCUUUUAAGGAAUUAG
Molecule: messenger RNA, 555 nt
Organism: Caenorhabditis bovis
Lineage: Eukaryota; Metazoa; Nematoda; Chromadorea; Rhabditida; Rhabditidae
Source: the annotation of a GenBank genome assembly